Messenger RNA from Arachis ipaensis, 571 nucleotides. Its product is annotated as calcium-binding protein PBP1. The record is from RefSeq and is a predicted model, not a curated record. Gene Ontology annotation, molecular function: calcium ion binding. Lineage: Eukaryota; Viridiplantae; Streptophyta; Magnoliopsida; Fabales; Fabaceae.
AUCCUUCUACUGCAUUGUUCUCACUUCUCAUUACUUGAUAUAUAUAGUUAUUGUGGUGGUCAAUGGGAUCGAAGAGGAACACGGUGGUUUUCGAGGACUACUUCCCGGCAAUGGUGGAGAAACUGGGGACUGAAGGGUUCAUGAAGGAGCUGACAAAUGGGUUCCAGUUGUUGAUGGACAGAGAGAAGAAAGUGAUCACAUUUGAGAGCCUCAAGAGGAACUCUGCAUUGCUUGGGUUGGAAGGGAUGAGUGAUGAUGAGAUAAUGAGCAUGCUGAGAGAAGGUGAUCUUGAUGGAGAUGGUGCUCUUGAUGAGAUGGAGUUCUGCACGCUCAUGUUCAGGUUGAGCCCUGCUUUGAUGAAUAACUCUAAGCAACUUUUGGAGGAAGCCAUUUUUAGUGCCCAUUAGAAAAAAACUCUUUUGAUUUUGCUCUUUCAGUUUCAGCUCCCUCUGUUGUGUUAUAAGCUUCUUAUUUCCCUAUAUUUUUCUGGGGCUGUUUCUGUACUUUGUAAUUGCAGAGUUGUAACUGAGUUUCUUCACCAAUCAGACUUCAAUUUCCUGUGUCUUGCUGA